GGAAGCAACGACCAAUCCGCAGUGGCCGAAGUGGAAGUCGGCGUAACGGCACUAAGGGGCGGGGCCGAAACGGCCCAGGGGGCGGGCGUUUGAAAUCAGUUCCUUAGAGUAGACCCUAAACCUCAUUUUAUACCUUCAAGAACCAAUUACUUAAUGUCUCUUCCGUCUUUUCCGUCCCCGACCCCCUCCCAGACUCCUUCAUUCCGGUACUGCGUGGACGGAAAGCCCCGGGUAGCCGACACCACGUCCCUGGCUAGCGGGAGAGAGCGUGGAAAAGGAUUACACCAAACUGUUUAAAUCCAACGACUCCUGCUUCCAUCCUUUCUCCUGAGCUAGAACCAACAAACCUAGAGAGUUGGGCUUCGGAAAAACUAGUGUUUUCAUUUAAUUGGAUAUGAAGAAAGAACAAAUAUGUACGGGGCAACCACGAUCUUUACAAAGAACAUAAGUUCCAGGAAAGCAGGAACCUUGUCUCUCUUGUUCACUGGGUGUAUCCUCUGCAUAUAGAACAGUGCCUGGCACAUAAUAGGUGCUGACUUAUCAGAAAGGGUCUAUCAAAGCUUUUGGGUCAGAGACAUGCAGAUAUUUUGGAGAGAGAAGCAAGCACAUCUCAUGGAAGAGACUUAUUCCCUUAAGACAAGUGCCCAUUAGAGAUGAAAGCUGCUUGUCAAGUAAGACACAUUCUGGAGAGCUGCCGCCUCAACAGCUUGUAUUAAGCACCAAAUAAAUGUAGCACUCAUGGAGUAUAGAAGAUAGAAUUCUCACCAAGGUCUGAGAUUUUGUUCUAAACACUGAGGACAUACUCUGCUACAUUUGGGUCAUACCCCCAGGUCUGAGUAAUUCAAUAGACUUUAAGAAGACAGAGCCCAGCAGCAACUGAAACAUAACAGAGUUGCAGGGUCAGCGAACAUCAAUGCCUGGGCAAAGCUGCUGCCCAGAGUGGAAUCUCACUAGUGAAUAAACAAGCCCAAGAAAGAUUAUCAUCUCAUUUGCAAAAAAAAAAGUACACUGGUAGAUCCUGCUACCUCAUAGAUACACCAACCCAAUUUUUUUUUUAAGUAGCAUUUUCCUAUAUUGUCCACUAUCUGGAACAUACCUAAACACUAAAGUUUACUGCUUAUUAAACGGAAACUAUGAAGUCUAAGGCCAACUGUGCCCAGAAUCCAAAUUGUAACAUAAUGAUAUUUCAUCCAACCAAAGAAGAGUUUAAUGAUUUUGAUAAAUAUAUUGCUUACAUGGAAUCCCAAGGUGCACACAGAGCUGGUUUAGCUAAGAUAAUUCCACCCAAAGAAUGGAAAGCCAGAGAGACCUAUGAUAAUAUCAGUGAAAUCUUAAUAGCCACUCCCCUCCAGCAGGUGGCCUCUGGGCGGGCAGGGGUGUUUACUCAAUACCAUAAAAAAAAGAAAGCCAUGACGGUGGGGGAGUAUCGCCAUUUGGCAAACAGUAAAAAAUAUCAGACUCCACCACACCAGAAUUUUGAAGAUUUGGAGCGAAAAUACUGGAAGAACCGCAUCUAUAAUUCACCGAUUUAUGGUGCUGACAUCAGUGGCUCCUUGUUUGAUGAAAACACUAAACAAUGGAAUCUUGGGCACCUGGGAACAAUUCAGGACCUGCUGGAAAAGGAAUGUGGGGUUGUCAUAGAAGGCGUCAACACACCCUACUUGUACUUUGGCAUGUGGAAGACCACGUUUGCUUGGCACACGGAGGACAUGGACCUUUACAGCAUCAACUACCUGCACCUUGGGGAGCCCAAAACUUGGUAUGUGGUGCCCCCAGAACAUGGCCAGCGCCUGGAACGCCUGGCCAGGGAGCUUUUCCCAGGCAGUUCCCGGGGCUGUGGGGCCUUCCUGCGGCACAAGGUGGCCCUCAUCUCGCCUACAGUUCUCAAGGAAAAUGGGAUUCCCUUCAAUCGCAUAACUCAGGAGGCUGGAGAAUUCAUGGUGACCUUUCCCUAUGGCUACCAUGCUGGCUUCAACCAUGGUUUCAACUGCGCAGAGGCCAUCAAUUUUGCCACUCCACGAUGGAUUGAUUAUGGCAAAAUGGCCUCUCAGUGUAGCUGUGGGGAGGCAAGGGUGACCUUUUCCAUGGACGCCUUCGUGCGCAUCCUGCAACCUGAGCGCUAUGAGCUGUGGAAACGUGGGCAAGACCGGGCAGUUGUGGACCACGUGGAGCCCAGGGUACCAGCCAGCCAAGAGCUGAACACCCAGAAGGAGGUCCAUUUACCCAGGAGAGCAGCGCUGGGCCUGAGACAACUCCCUUCCCACUGGGCCCGGCAUUCCCCUUGGCCUAUGGCUGCCCGCAGUGGGACACGGUGCCACACCCUUGUGUGCUCUUCACUCCCACGCCGAUCUGCAGUUAGUGGCACUGCUACGCAGCCCCAGGCUGCUGCUGUGCACAGCUCUAGGAAGCCCAGCUCAACUCUAUCAUCCACCCCUGGUCCAUCUGCACAGAUUAUCCACCCAUCAAAUGGCAGACGUGGUCGUGGUCGCCCUCCUCAGAAACUGAGAGCUCAGGAGCUGACCCUCCAGACUCCAGCCAAGAGGCCCCUCUUGGCGGGCACAACAUGCACAGCUUCGGGCCCAGAACCUGAGCCCCAGCCUGAGGAUGGGGCUUUGAUGGACAAGCCUGUACCACUGAGCCCCAGGCUCCAGCAUCCUGUCAAGGCUUCUGGGUGCAGCUGGGCCCCUGUGCCCUAAGUCCACAGGCUGUCUUUAUAUCCCACUGCACUGCUGUGUGACAGUUUGAUGAAACUGGUUACAUUUACAUCCCAAAACUUUGGUUGAGUUUGCAGGACUCUCGUUAUGCAUGAAAGAGCCCCCGUGGUGAUGCCCUUGGAUGCUGCCAAGUCCAUGGUAGUUUUCAAUUUUGCCAUACUUUUGUUCUUCCUACCGGACCCUGGAAUGUCUUUGGAUAUUGCUAAAAUCUAUUUCUGCAGCUGAGGUUUUAUCCACUGGACACAUUUGUGUCUGAGAACUACGUCUUGUUGAGGUUAGUGUAACCUGGUAUAUGCAACUACCAUCCUCUGGGCCAACUGUGGAAGCUGCUGCACUUGUGAAGAAUCCUGAGCUUUGAUUCCUCUUCAGUCUACCCAUUUCUUUCUUCCCCUCCCUCACCCCCUUUUUCUUAUAAAACUAGGUUCUUUUUACAGAUAAGGUCAGUAGAGUUCCAGAAUAAAAGAUACGACUUUUCUGAGUUAUUUAUGUACUUAAAAUAUGUUGUCACCAGUAUUUGUUCCCAAAUAUAUUAAAGGUAACCAAAAUGUUAAAA
This is a messenger RNA of Symphalangus syndactylus (siamang), 3267 nucleotides long. It is a transcript of the gene KDM4D, whose product is annotated as lysine demethylase 4D. The record is from RefSeq and is a predicted model, not a curated record. NCBI's taxonomy places the organism in Eukaryota, Metazoa, Chordata, Mammalia, Primates, Hylobatidae. Gene Ontology annotation, molecular function: histone H3K9 demethylase activity. Gene Ontology annotation, cellular component: chromatin; nucleus. Gene Ontology annotation, biological process: chromatin remodeling; regulation of gene expression.